Molecule: messenger RNA, 2798 nt
Organism: Mustela lutreola (European mink)
Lineage: Eukaryota; Metazoa; Chordata; Mammalia; Carnivora; Mustelidae
Gene: BRAF
Product: B-Raf proto-oncogene, serine/threonine kinase
Exons: 20
Coding region: 226-2643 (805 amino acids)
Biological process (GO): protein phosphorylation; signal transduction
Cellular component (GO): mitochondrion; plasma membrane; cytosol
Molecular function (GO): ATP binding; protein kinase activity
Source: RefSeq, a predicted model, not a curated record
UAGCGUCCUUCCCCCAAUCCCCUCAGGCUCGGCUGCGCCGGGGGCCGCGGGCCGGUUCCUGAGGUGGCCCAGGAGCCCUCCCGCCGCCGGCGCCGCCCCGGCCGUCCCUCCCCGCCGCCCCCCGCCCUCCGCCUCCGCCUCCCCCCGCCCCCCCCCCCGCCCUCCGCCUCCCUUCCCCCUCCCCGCCCAGCAGCGGUCGCUCCGGCCCCGGCUCUCGGUUAUAAGAUGGCGGCGCUGAGCGGCGGCGGCGGCGGCGGCGCGGAGCAGGGCCAGGCUCUGUUCAACGGGGAUAUGGAGCCCGAGGCCGGCGCCGGCGCCGCGGCCUCUUCGGCUGCGGACCCUGCCAUUCCCGAGGAGGUGUGGAAUAUCAAACAAAUGAUUAAGUUGACGCAGGAACAUAUAGAAGCCCUAUUGGACAAAUUUGGUGGGGAGCAUAAUCCACCAUCAAUAUAUCUGGAGGCCUAUGAAGAAUACACCAGCAAGCUAGAUGCCCUCCAACAGCGAGAACAACAGUUAUUGGAAUCCCUGGGGAAUGGAACUGAUUUUUCUGUUUCUAGCUCUGCAUCAACAGACACCGUUACAUCUUCUUCUUCCUCUAGCCUUUCAGUGCUACCUUCAUCUCUUUCAGUUUUUCAAAACCCCACAGAUGUAUCACGGAGCAAUCCAAAGUCACCACAAAAACCUAUUGUUAGAGUCUUCCUGCCCAAUAAACAGAGGACAGUGGUACCUGCAAGAUGUGGAGUUACAGUCCGAGACAGUCUAAAGAAAGCUCUGAUGAUGAGAGGUCUAAUCCCAGAGUGCUGUGCUGUUUACAGAAUUCAGGAUGGAGAGAAGAAACCGAUUGGCUGGGACACUGAUAUUUCCUGGCUCACUGGAGAGGAACUACAUGUAGAAGUGUUGGAAAAUGUCCCGCUUACCACACACAACUUUGUACGGAAAACUUUUUUCACCUUAGCAUUUUGUGACUUUUGUCGAAAGCUGCUUUUCCAGGGUUUUCGCUGUCAAACAUGUGGUUAUAAAUUUCACCAGCGUUGUAGUACAGAGGUUCCACUGAUGUGUGUUAAUUAUGACCAACUUGAUUUGCUGUUUGUCUCCAAGUUCUUUGAACACCACCCAAUACCACAGGAGGAGGCCUCCAUAGCAGAGACUGCCCUUACGUCUGGAUCGUCCCCUUCUGCUCCCCCCUCCGAUUCUACUGGGCCCCAAAUCCUCACCAGUCCGUCUCCUUCAAAAUCCAUUCCAAUUCCACAGCCUUUCCGACCAGCAGAUGAAGAUCAUCGAAAUCAAUUUGGGCAACGAGACCGGUCCUCAUCAGCUCCAAAUGUGCAUAUAAACACAAUAGAACCUGUCAAUAUUGAUGACUUGAUUAGAGACCAAGGGUUUCGUAGUGACGGAGCCCCUUUGAACGAGCUGAUGCGCUGUCUUCGGAAAUGCCAAUCCCGGACUCCCAGCCCCCUCCUACAUUCUGUCCCCAGUGAAAUAGUGUUUGAUUUUGAGCCUGGCCCAGUGUUCAGAGGAUCAACCACAGGUUUGUCUGCCACCCCCCCUGCCUCAUUGCCUGGCUCACUCACUAAUGUGAAAGCAUUACAGAAAUCUCCAGGACCUCAGCGGGAAAGGAAAUCAUCUUCAUCCUCAGAAGAUAGGAAUCGAAUGAAAACACUUGGUAGACGGGAUUCAAGUGAUGAUUGGGAGAUUCCUGAUGGGCAGAUCACAGUGGGACAGAGAAUUGGAUCCGGGUCAUUUGGGACCGUCUACAAGGGAAAGUGGCAUGGUGAUGUGGCAGUGAAAAUGUUGAAUGUGACAGCACCCACACCUCAGCAGUUACAGGCCUUCAAAAAUGAAGUAGGAGUACUCAGGAAAACUCGACAUGUGAAUAUCCUACUUUUCAUGGGCUAUUCAACAAAGCCCCAACUAGCUAUUGUUACCCAGUGGUGUGAGGGCUCCAGCUUAUAUCACCAUCUCCACAUCAUCGAGACCAAAUUUGAGAUGAUCAAGCUUAUAGAUAUUGCACGGCAGACUGCACAGGGCAUGGAUUACUUACACGCCAAGUCAAUCAUCCACAGAGACCUCAAGAGUAAUAAUAUUUUUCUUCAUGAAGACCUCACAGUAAAAAUAGGUGAUUUUGGUCUAGCCACAGUGAAAUCUCGAUGGAGUGGGUCCCAUCAGUUUGAACAGUUGUCUGGAUCCAUUUUGUGGAUGGCACCAGAAGUGAUCCGAAUGCAAGAUAAAAACCCAUAUAGCUUUCAGUCAGAUGUCUAUGCAUUUGGGAUUGUUCUAUAUGAAUUGAUGACCGGACAGUUACCUUAUUCAAACAUCAACAACAGGGACCAGAUAAUUUUUAUGGUUGGACGAGGAUAUCUUUCUCCAGAUCUCAGUAAGGUACGGAGUAACUGUCCAAAAGCCAUGAAGAGAUUGAUGGCAGAGUGCCUAAAAAAGAAAAGAGAUGAGAGGCCACUCUUUCCCCAAAUUCUCGCCUCUAUUGAGCUGCUGGCCCGCUCAUUGCCAAAAAUUCACCGCAGUGCAUCAGAACCCUCCUUGAAUCGGGCUGGCUUCCAAACAGAGGAUUUUAGUCUAUAUGCUUGUGCUUCUCCAAAAACACCCAUCCAGGCAGGGGGAUAUGGAGAAUUUGCAGCCUUCAAGUAGCCACACCAUCAUGGCAACAUCUCCUCUUAUUUCUUAAGUCUUGUGUUCGUACAAUUUGUUAACAUCAAAACACAGUUCUGUUCCUCAAAUCUUUUUUUAAAGAUACAGAAUUUUCAAUGCAUAAGCUGGUGUGGAACAGAAUGGAAUUUCCCAUC